AUGUCCGACGACUGGGCUGUACAAGUUGAGCAACACGCAAAUGCAGAAGUUCCCAUGGAGAUGCCAGAGGUCAAACUUUUCGGCAAAUGGUCACUGCAAGAUGUGAAUGUAUCAGAUAUCACACUCGUUGACUAUGUUGCCGUCAAGGAUAAGUGCGCUAAGUACCUUCCUCAUUCGGCUGGCCGCUAUCAGGUGAUGCGGUUCCGCAAGGCUGGAUGCCCAAUCGUAGAGCGCUUAUGCAACUCCAUGAUGAUGCACGGACGUAACAAUGGUAAAAAGUUGAUGACCGUUCGCAUUGUGAAACACGCUUUCGAGAUCAUCCACUUACUCACUGGCGAGAACCCUGUACAAGUAUUAGUGAACGCUGUGAUAAACAGUGGUCCUCGUGAAGACUCCACCCGUAUUGGACGAGCGGGUACCGUUCGUCGACAAGCCGUAGACGUGGCCCCACUUCGCCGCGUUAAUCAGGCCAUCUGGUUGUUGUGUACCGGCGCCCGAGAAGCCGCUUUCCGCAAUAUCAAGACCAUCGCCGAGUGUCUUUCCGAUGAACUCAUCAAUGCUGCAAAGGGAUCUUCGAACAGCUACGCUAUUAAAAAGAAAGACGAACUUGAGCGUGUGGCUAAGUCCAACCGUUAA
Messenger RNA from Ostertagia ostertagi, 636 nucleotides. Lineage: Eukaryota; Metazoa; Nematoda; Chromadorea; Rhabditida; Trichostrongylidae. The record is from the annotation of a GenBank genome assembly.